Messenger RNA from Quercus lobata, 2603 nucleotides. RefSeq names its product G-type lectin S-receptor-like serine/threonine-protein kinase At4g27290. The coding region runs from base 1 to 1905 and encodes 634 amino acids. The record is from RefSeq and is a predicted model, not a curated record. Lineage: Eukaryota; Viridiplantae; Streptophyta; Magnoliopsida; Fagales; Fagaceae. Gene Ontology annotation, molecular function: protein kinase activity; ATP binding. The transcript is spliced from 6 exons. Gene Ontology annotation, biological process: protein phosphorylation; recognition of pollen.
AUGACCCUGGUCUCUAGAGAUGGAAGCUUUGCCCUGGGGUUCUUUAGUCCUGGUAAUUCCGGCAACCGUUACUUGGGAAUAUGGUACAACAAUAUCCCAGUUAGAACGGUUGUUUGGGUAGCAAACCGGCUCAAUCCAAUAAACGACUCGUCUGGCAUGUUGAUGGUAAACAGUUCAGGUAGUCUUGUUCUUCUCAGCCAGAAUAGAACAGUUGCUUGGUCGGCAAACUCAACAAAAAAGGCCUGGAAUCCAAUAGUCCAGCUUUUAGAUUCAGGAAAUCUAAUAUUAAGAGAAGAGAAGGAAGAAAACCCAGAAAAAUAUUUGUGGCAAAGCUUUGACUAUCCUUCUAAUACUUGGCUACCAGGAAUGAAAGUUGGAUGGGACUUAAAGACUGGUCUGGAACGGCGCAUAUCUGCAUGGAAGAGUCCAGAUGACCCGUCUCCUGGAGAACUGAGUUUUGGGGUUGAACUUCAUAAUUACCCUGAAAUAGUCGCAAAGAAAGGCACCGAGAAGUUCUUAAGGACCGGACCAUGGAAUGGCCUUGGUUUCAGUGGUGUAUCAGACAUAAAGGACAAUCCGGUUUACACCUACGAUUUUGUCAUCAACAGCGAUGAGGUAUACGUCAUAUUCCACCUGAUUGAAAAAUCUGUAAUCUCAAGAGGAGUUUUGAACGAAAAUACGUCCUCAUAUGAGCGCUACAUAUGGGUCGAAGCAGAUAAAAAAUGGACCACACUCAUUUCUUCACCAGGAGACAGAUGUGACACCUAUAAUUUAUGUGGUCCUUAUGGAAAUUGUAUCAUUGGUAAGUCACCUAUCUGUCAAUGUGUAGAAGGAUUCAAGCAUAAGUCACCAGAUACAUGGAACCCAGAUGAGUGGUCUAAGGGAUGUGUACGCAUUACCCAAUUGAGCUGCGAGGAUAAAGAUAAAAUUGGGUUUGCUAAAUUUGUUGGGCUCAAAAUGCCAGAUACCACGUAUUCCUGGAUGAACGGAAGUAUGAAUCUUAACGAAUGCAAAGUCAAAUGUUUGAACAACUGUUCCUGUACGGCUUAUGCAAACUCAGAUAUUAAAAAUGGAGGAAGUGGCUGCGCCAUGUGGUUUGGGGAUCUAAUUGAUAUUAGACAGGUUGCAGCUAAUGGGCAGGAUGUAUAUAUUCGAAUGCCUGCUUCAGAGCAAGUCAAUCAUAAAGAGGAGAAAGACAAAAAGAUGAAGGUUAUAGUGAUAGUUGUGGUUGCAAUUGCGGUCGUUUUUGGCGUGCUCUUCAUUCCCUACUGCAUUAGCAAAAGGACAAAAGUCAGAGGGAAAUUGGAGAAUAAUGUGAUGGUAGACCAGAACAUUGAAGGCCAAAGUGAAGAUAUGGAGGUCACAUUCUUCACCCUAGCUACCAUAGCCACUGCCACUGACAAUUUUUCAAGUAAUAACAAGCUUGGUGAAGGUGGCUUUGGACUUGUAUAUAAGGGUACCCUAGUAGAUGGAAAAGAAAUUGCUGUAAAAAGGCUUUCACGGAGUUCUGGACAAGGAUUGAACGAGUUUAAAAAUGAAGUUAUACUAAUCGCCAAAUUGCAGCAUCGAAAUCUUGUUAGGCUUUUGGGCUAUUGCAUUGAAGGAGAUGAGAAAAUCCUAAUCUAUGAAUAUAUGCUCAAUGGAAGCUUGGAUUCCUUCAUUUUUGAUCAAACAAGAGCUAAAGUUUUGGGUUGGUCUAUGCGCUUUAACAUUAUCUAUGGGAUUGCGCGAGGGCUUCUCUAUCUUCACGAAGAUUCUAGAUUGAGGAUUAUAUAUAGAGACCUCAAAGCAAGCAAUGUUUUACUUGAUAGUAAGAUGAUUCCAAAAAUUGCUGACUUCGGUAUGGCUAGAAUUGUUGGUGGAGAUCAAACUGAAGGAAACACAAGACGAGUGGUUGGAAUUUAGUACGUAUUCUCAACAUGUUUUAUUGUUGACAUUUUUUUAAUCAAAUAUUUUAAUGCUUAAUGAUGUUUUUGCAGUGGUUAUAUGGCACCUGAAUACGCAAUUAAUGGUAUAUUUUCAGUAAAAUCUGAUGUUUUUAGUUUUGGAGUAUUGUUGUUGGAGAUAAUAAGUGGAAAGAAAAAUCGAGGUUGGUUCCAUCCAGACCAUAGUCUAAACCUUGUUGAACAUGCAUGAAAAUUAUGGAAAGAAGGUAGGCCUUUAGAACUGAUUGAUACUUUCUUAGAAGACUCUGGCAUCCAAUCGAAGAUUAUACGUUGCCUCCAUAUUAGUUUCUUAUGUUUGCAACAACAUCAUGACAAUCGGCCAAAUAUGUCAUCUGUGGUUAUGCUAUUGCACAGUGAGGGUUCAUUACCUGAACCCAAAGAGCUAGGUUUCUUUGUAGGAAAAAAAUCACCUUCAUCAAGCAAGAACCAGUCACCCUCAGUCAAUGAAAUUACUAUUACCAUGUUAGAGGCUCGAUAGUCAAGCAUCAUAUCAAUUGCAUUGUAUAACAUAUCUUAUGAUUGAUAUUUUUCAUCUAUACAUUUUGUAAAUUAUACACACUUGUAUUCUCCAUGUAUGUGAUAUUAGUCUUAUUUGAACUUUAAAGGUUUAUAAUGGCUUCUACAAUACUAUAUAGGUUUGAGUUUGGGCCAAAAGUU